Cyprinus carpio (common carp) is the source of this 466-nucleotide messenger RNA. RefSeq names its product family with sequence similarity 240 member A (gene fam240a). NCBI's taxonomy places the organism in Eukaryota, Metazoa, Chordata, Actinopteri, Cypriniformes, Cyprinidae. The record is from RefSeq and is a predicted model, not a curated record.
GUGUGUGUGUGUGAGAGAGAGAGAGACCCAUCCCAACGAGAAGAGUCACUUCUGAAAUAAACCCGAGGAGGAGCUCAGGAACAUCAUUAGAGGUGAUCACACUGGAAGAAAGACAGUCAGACACCGCACUCGCCGUCUGGACGAUGACGAUCACUCUUCCUCUGUGCUGAUCUUUACACUUUAUCAGGAGAUGAGUUCUGCUCUCAUUCAUGACAAACUCUUCAUCAAGUCCUUCUGGGAGCAAAAGAUCAACAGUCACAAUCACAUGACCGAAACUGAAGAAGAGAGGAUGAAGAGGAGCGCUCUCACCAAGCUGCGUGACGAGUGGAUCAGCAGACUGGAGCUCCGGACCAAACAUCUGAAGAAUUUUGGCGACAAUCGCGGGGGAAAUCCAGCCCUGAACUAACAAACCCAUCUAACUGUGACACACAGAUGAGUGCAGCUCAAUAAACACACAGUCACUGAC